UGGAGAAUUGCGGGUGACACGAGGCGAAAGGGGCACGUAGAUAGCAUUCUUCAGGCGGUGAAUAGAAUACGCGCAGUUGUAAACAAACUUGUUUUUCAUAUUGGUGCAGGUGGCGCAGCCAAAGCUCGCAGCCUUCCUCAAAAAUAAAUUUAAUUACUUCCUCCAAUUUGUCGUUCUCUCUCCGAAAUGACGAUCUUCACCAAACUCUACAGGCCCUCGUCCAUUGUCAGAUCGCAACAUCUCCUCCAGCACCUCCGCUGUAUGAGCAAUGUCCCGGAAAACACCGUCUACGGCGGUCCAAAGCCGCAGAACCCUAACCAGAGAGUCACUCUAACCCAUUUGAAGCAAAAGCACAAGAAAGGCGAGCCUAUAACUGUUGUAACAGCGUACGACUAUCCCUCUGCGGUUCACCUCGAUACAGCCGGCAUCGAUAUUUGUUUAGUCGGUGAUUCGGCCGCCAUGGUUGUUCACGGUUACGACACCACUCUCCCCAUCUCCCUUGAGGAGAUGCUUGUCCAUUGCCGAGCUGUUGCUCGCGGCGCCAAGAGGCCACUUCUCGUUGGUGACUUGCCUUUUGGCACCUACGAGUCGAGCACCCGGCAGGCAGUUGAUACGGCGGUUCGGAUUUUGAAGGAGGGAGGAAUGGACGCCAUUAAGUUGGAAGGAGGUUCGCCCUCGAGAAUUUCUGCUGCCAAAGCUAUAGUUGAGGCAGGAAUUGCAGUUAUGGGCCAUGUAGGACUCACUCCUCAGGCCAUUAGUGUUCUUGGGGGAUUCAGGCCUCAAGGGAGGAAUGUUUCCAGUGCUAUCAGGGUUGUGGAGACUGCAAUGGCGUUGCAGGAAGCAGGGUGUUUCUCUGUGGUUUUGGAAUGCGUACCUGCACCUGUAGCUGCUGCAGCAACAUCUGCUCUUCAAAUUCCCACCAUUGGCAUUGGAGCAGGGCCUUUCUGCAGUGGGCAGGUGUUAGUUUACCAUGACCUACUGGGGAUGAUGCAACAUCCACAUCAUGCCAAGGUUACUCCAAAAUUCUGUAAGCAGUAUGCAUGUGUGGGGGAUGUCGUGAACAAAGCUCUACUUGAAUACAAGGAAGAUGUAACAAAUGGUUCAUUCCCAGGUCCUGCCUAUAGUCCAUAUAAAAUCAGUGCAGCAGAUGUAAAUGGUUUCUUGAAUGAACUACAAAAGCUAGGCUUGGACAGGGCAGCAUCAUCAGCAGCUGCGGCAGCUGAGCAGCUCAAAGCAACUGAAUCCGAGUCCAAAUGAAUGAAUAUGGGUCAAUCAAGCAAAUCCGCCUUUACUCAGCGCCAGGAAGAACAGCCUAAUAUUUCUACAAUACAUUUACAAAUAUUCGGCUAGAAAUAAUGUUAGUGCGAAAUUUUUAAAAAACUCACUCUCGUUUUUCCCCCUCAUGUAUGAAAGCUGAGUUGCGUCGAGUCGGGUCGUUAAGUUAUACUUGCUACUUGCCUCUAAAUUUGUAAUCGAGCCUAUUAGAAAGCAAAUGUCAAAUUUUAACAAAGAAUCUUGCUCGCUUUAGCUAUGAGAAUGCGAUUUGACA
Molecule: messenger RNA, 1549 nt
Organism: Manihot esculenta (cassava)
Lineage: Eukaryota; Viridiplantae; Streptophyta; Magnoliopsida; Malpighiales; Euphorbiaceae
Product: 3-methyl-2-oxobutanoate hydroxymethyltransferase 1, mitochondrial
Exons: 5
Coding region: 187-1257 (356 amino acids)
Biological process (GO): pantothenate biosynthetic process
Cellular component (GO): mitochondrion
Molecular function (GO): 3-methyl-2-oxobutanoate hydroxymethyltransferase activity; magnesium ion binding
Source: RefSeq, a predicted model, not a curated record